This is a messenger RNA of Rosa rugosa (rugosa rose), 435 nucleotides long. Its product is annotated as DNA topoisomerase 1-like. NCBI's taxonomy places the organism in Eukaryota, Viridiplantae, Streptophyta, Magnoliopsida, Rosales, Rosaceae. The coding region runs from base 1 to 435 and encodes 144 amino acids. The record is from RefSeq and is a predicted model, not a curated record. Gene Ontology annotation, biological process: DNA replication; chromosome segregation; DNA topological change. The transcript is spliced from 5 exons. Gene Ontology annotation, molecular function: DNA topoisomerase type I (single strand cut, ATP-independent) activity; DNA binding. Gene Ontology annotation, cellular component: chromosome; nucleolus.
AUGCCCGGCCUUAGAGCUGAAGUAUUGCGUGCAUACAAUGUGUCUGACACAUUGGAUAAAAUAGUUGAUAUCAUCUCUAGUCAUAAGCACAAUAUCACAGAAUCUUAUAGUGCACAAUUUGAUAGCUUAAUGGAGAAGAUCGGUGAGCUUCAGUUGAGCAAGGGGACUUUAGAGGGAGAUGUUUCAGAGAAACUUGAUGUUUAUGCCCGUGCAAACAAGGAGGUUGCUGUCACUUGUAAUCAUCUGCGCAGUAUCUCAAAGACUGAUAGUGAACAAACCCCUAGGUUAGAGCGGAAGAUAGCACAAAUGACUAAUCGGAUUGCAAGUAUCAAAAGGAUUAUUAUCAGUCAGAAUGAGGACAUUGAAAUAGUGAAUAAAUUGCCAACAGCCACAUUGAUUGAUCCUAGAAUCACUAUUGCAUGGUGUAGGAUGUAA